GGAAGUGUUUCCAUACGAGUCACUGUAGCGUUUAUUUCGCACGUGCAAAGGUUUCUUAGAGGCAUUUACUGGCUAGUUACAUUCUUCAUGACAACAUAUUUUCAGUUUACGUUUAGGUAUUUUUUGGUUUCGUGAUUACAAAAUGUAAAGUUUUAAACGGUAACGUAAUAAUUUAGCUUGGUUAGCAUUGACACCAGAACCCAGCAACACUGAAAAGCGAUUUCAGUCAUUUCCCGUAGGGUCAUGGCUGAUGCGUUCAGUAGCAGCUCGGAAACCGUACUACAGCGUGCGGUGGACGUUAACGUGAAGGCGAAUACCCCCGUGGAACAGCUGGAAGAAUUCUAUCAGAUUGGGAAAACGUGUGAGUUCAUCCGUGAACACGAGUUUGGGAAGGUUGCAUUGCAGUUUCCUGAUGAUCUGCUGGGGGAUUCUGUGGCAAUAGCAAGAGAGAUAGAGAAGAAGUGUAACGCCAAAACAUUUAUUUUGGGAGAUACAUCUUAUGGCAGUUGCUGUGUGGACGAGGUGGCUGCAGAGCACGCUGGAGCCGACUGCAUCGUGCACUACGGCGCGGCCUGCCUCAGCCCGUCCAGAAGGCUGCCCCUCCUCUACGUCUUUGAGAGGAGAGCGCUGGACCGGGAGGCGUGCGCCGCCGCCUUCAGAGAGCUUUACCCCGACACGGAGAGCCACAUCGUUGUGCUGUACGACGUCAACUACGCUCACGCUGUGGGUGACCUCCUUGCACACCUGACCCCGGAGUAUCCAAACCUGGUCUUCUCGGAGCUUGUCGUUGAAGGGGAGCAGUGUCACAUCAGCGGCCAGAUAAGCAGACAAAGUCCCUCAGAGCAGGAAGGCCAGCGGGAGGUUUUCCAGUUCGGGAGGCGUUUCCCUUUGAGCGGCGGCCUGAGCGUGGCCGACUACGCCAUGUUCUACGUGGGCCAGGAGGGAGCCACGCUGCGGAACUUCAUGAUGAGCUGGAACCGCUGCGCCUUCUGCUCCUUCGACCCGGCGUCGGGCGUCGGGCGGGCGGAGUCGGCGGGCGUCAACCGGGCGCUGAUGAGGCGCUACUACGCCAUCGAGCGCGCCCGGGACGCCGGCGUGGUGGGCGUCCUGGUGGGCACGCUCGGGGUGGCCGACUACCUGGCCAUCAUCCGGCGGCUGAAGGAGGCCGUCCGGCGGGCCGGGAAGAAGAGCUACACCUUCGCCAUGGGGAAGCUCAACGUGCCCAAGCUGGCCAACUUCCUGGAGAUCGACGUGUUCGUGCUGGUGGCCUGCCCCGAGAACUCGCUGCUGGACCACAGCGGCUUCUACCGGCCCGUGGUCACGCCCUACGAGAUGGAGGUGGCCUGCAGCCGGAGCAGGGAGUGGUCGCAGGAGUACGUCACCGACUUCCGGCACCUUCUGCCAGGCGGACAGAGUCAUGUGCCUUUGGCUGAUGAGGAGGAGGGCGGGGAUGAGACGGACGUCUCCCUGAUCACCGGGUUCCUGAGGAGCCGAAACCUGCUGAGCAGCGAGCCCCCGGAGUCUUCGUCGGGCUCCUCCGUGGUUCUGAGGAACCCGACGCUAACCGUGGCCAACACCAACUCAGCCGCGUCUUUCCUGGCAGGCCGGAGCUGGCGCGGCUUGGAGCAGAAGCUGGGGGAGACUCCCGUUGUGAAGGCGGCGGAGGGCCGGAGGGGGAUAGCCAUCGCCUACGAAGAGGAGGGGACGCCCUGACCCCCCCCACGCGCUUCUCCACUUAUUUAUUCAUGUACAAAGGUCCCAAAUUUGAAACGUACAGCAGAUGAACUUCCUCCACAAACG
Molecule: messenger RNA, 1800 nt
Organism: Menidia menidia (Atlantic silverside)
Lineage: Eukaryota; Metazoa; Chordata; Actinopteri; Atheriniformes; Atherinopsidae
Source: the annotation of a GenBank genome assembly